Parastagonospora nodorum SN15 is the source of this 1110-nucleotide messenger RNA. RefSeq lists its product as hypothetical. Lineage: Eukaryota; Fungi; Ascomycota; Dothideomycetes; Pleosporales; Phaeosphaeriaceae. Bases 1 to 1110 code for a protein of 369 amino acids. The record is from RefSeq and is a predicted model, not a curated record. The transcript has 4 exons.
AUGAAGCUCUUCCUCUUCUUUCUCAUGCUUGCGGCUCUCGCGGCAGCAUGCCCGCCACUCUUCAAUGACUUUGCCUUCCGAGGAAACGGAACCCACACAACUCAGGAUCUCGUCCGCGACCUCUUCGAUAGUCACCCUCAGACUGGAUGGAGCGAAAUCGUCACGUUGACCGGCCAAGAAGCGCUAUCUACCUGGCCAGCGGGUCGUAUCAUGUAUUGCUUCAGCACACCCGACGCUCGCAAGCGUUAUGAGGGAGACAUACAACAGGCGUGGAACUUGUGGUCGAACCUCCUUGGACCGGCUGGUAAGGAGAGUGGGCAUAAGCUCCAAUUCUUUGAGUAUAUCUGGAAAGCCGAUGACUGGCAAUACUGCUACUUGGAGCGCAAGAAGCCUGAUGACCCGUGGAUUCCUAACCCCAAGGUUCCCUACGGUAUCGCUUGGAUUCAGGAGGACGUUGAACGCAUCCCGGGAAAGGGACCUGCCGCUGUUGUUGGCUAUGUUAACGAGAAUUGGCCGCGCGGUGGAAAGCCUGGACGCAUGGGUAUGACUUUGAACAAAGAUCAAAGAAUCGACUACGGUACCGAUGAGGCUUGGAUCGCCGCUCUGGCUCACGAGCUGGGUAAGUACGCUGUUGUACUCUCUUUGGAACUCGCUAAUACCUGCUCACAGGCCAUAUCUUUGGGCUCUGGCACGAAAAUCAGCGCCAAGUUGAAGGUAGAAGCCGACAAGCGAUGGUCCAUGGAGCAAGUCUGCAAUGAUGCAAGCAUUGCUGCAUAUUAUGGCUUUUACGCUAUCAACGACCACGAUACCUCUGAUCACAUUGACCCAGGUAGCGUCAAUGUCGGCUCGCCUUGGUACUGGCGCCAGAACUAUCCUGACCGGGAUUAUGAUGAGGACUCGAUCAUGCAUCUCGACUCUCACGUUGUGAGAUGGGAGCACGAUGAAGUCAUGUUCUCUCGAUUGGCGGCGUGGGUCAACCGUGGUCCAGACUUCGUGCCACCGAACCCGUACACCGAUGUUGAUCUCGACCUUCAGUACACAAAUUUCGCGCCUAGUGAGAAAGAUAUCGAGGGCGUCAAGAAGCUAUAUGAUUGGUCACACCCGAACUAA